AGGAUACCAUCCGCCCGGCGGACGCCGCUUGCACUGCGUGAGUUUCGGGCCUAACAGGAUUCCCCAUUUCCUUGAUAAAUUCCCCCGGACUCAGACCUGCAUACAACAUGCUGUCCACAAACGCGCCCUCGAGCAUUCAACGCCGGACCGUUCUCCAUCGACGCCAAAACUCCACCCCGGCAGCUUUCGAAGGGCCCACAGUACGACCACUUCCCACUAACCUACGACAACAGCGACAACAUCGAUCAGGCAUGAGCCUCGACUUGCGAGGGCUCAACCUCGAAGCCAAAGUGGAAUCUCCUCUAUUGCCUGGGGGAGACAGUACGGUAAGUAAUACUAACCUAGGACAACCCCAACAGCAUUUUAUGCAAGUAGCGCAGCCGCACAGCCAGCCCCAGCCGGGCCUCCAGGAUGCCUUUGUGCCGUCCCCAGUACAGCAGUCUCUCCCCUCGCCUCGGACACCGCACCGGUCUCUGAACCAUGACCGGUCUCAAAAACACCUCUCCCAAACUCCGCAGCGACUUCCUCAAUCCCCUACAAAGACCCCAUCAGAGGAGGAAGUGAAGGAGUUGCAGAGACAUAUACAGUCGGUAUACGGCUCGUAUGCGCAAGUCUUCAUCAACAUCCUUCCCACUCCAGCAGCGACUCCGCAGAAACCGUCACGGUUAGCGAACCAGCUAUCUGCGGAGCCCCUUCCAGCACUCAUGUCUUCCAACUUUGGAGAUAUCACGACCGUCAAUCUGGAACCCACACCAAGUGCGAUGACGUUCGACUUUGAGAAUCCCGAUGCAGAGGUGGAAUAUGAUUCUUCAUCGUAUUAUACAUCAGACGCGUUAUCUCCAUCACCAGCCUCGUCGCCUCGUCAAAAGACAAUUCAAACUUCCUUGGAAGAUAUCAAAGAGGAAGCUACGCAAGAAAUGUCUUUCUCACAACCACCGGCAUUGCUUCCAUCAGCUAUGGCAGCAAGUGGGAUGGGAAUGCCGUCAUUUGUCCCAGCCUCUCCGCUUCGUGCUCCGCUUCCCAUUGAGCUUGAAUUGAAUGCUACCUUGGAGUACACCGGAAUCUCGCCCGAAGAAGUGCAGCGAUAUAUUAGUGAGCAAGACCCCGAGACUGGAAAAUGGACCUGUCUCUAUCCCGACUGCGGUAAGGUGUUCGGCCGCAGAGAGAACAUCCGCUCCCACGUCCAGACCCAUCUCGGGGACAGGCAAUACCGCUGCAACGGAUGCGGUAAAUGCUUCGUCCGUCAACAUGACCUCAAGCGCCACGCAAAAAUCCACAGCGGCGUCAAGUCCUACAAGUGCCCCUGUGGAGCUGGAUUUGCGCGCCAGGAUGCUCUCACCCGUCAUCGCCAGCGCGGCAUGUGCGUGGGCGGCUUUCCCGAUGCCGUGAGGCGGCCAGCGAAGCGAGGGCGGCCGAAGAAGAAUCGGCCUGGUAUGGAAGAAAGGGUCAGCAAGGCGGCGAAGACGAGACGGGCACUUGCCUCCGCAGCGUCGUCAAUAUCCGCCGGCUCACCACAGUCUGACUCUUCGUCCGCGGGAAAUUCACCACCGUCGUUGGAUGAGUAUGAGAAUCCAGGAUUGCAGAAGUUGUUGAGUGGAUUCUGCAGUUUCGAUGAUAGUAUGAAUGUGGUAUCGGACCCUUUCACUAGUUAUUCCACCUCAACUUCGUUCGACAACAGCACAGAUAUCCAGCCUGGAAGCUUGGAAGCACCCCUGUCCUUUGCAAACGACACUGUCUCUUCAGCAAGUACCAAACAGGACAUCAGCCGUUCAACGCACACACCUCCCAUGUCACCAGCCGAUCCCUUGUCCAUCACCAACUGCACCACAACCUCGGCUUCCAACCCCCAAAGUACCUCCAACGCGAUUCCCACGGCAGCAGACUCAUUCCAGGCCAAUAUUGAUCCCGCCCUCAAAGCACCCUCCACGCCCUCGAGAUCCUCCAUCCACUCGAACCCAUUCAGCACUCCGCCAACAUCGCCCGUCGAGCCCAAGGACCCGCUCGACGGAAUUGACAUGUUCGGCACCAUUACCGAUGGGUCGCAGUUUGAGCUGGAGAUGAAGGCCAUGGGGGAGAGUGAGUACUCUGUUGGUCUUGGAGGUUUAGAGAGCGGGAUUGGAGCGAGUGGAUAUGAAUUUCUGAACUUUGACUUGUAGCUUUGGGGCCUCUAAAAGCUGAGAAGGAAGACAGGAGGAACACCAAGGCACCACGGGGUUAUCUAGGGAUGACUGAAGGCUUAGGACACGAGCUUGUAUGAUAU
Molecule: messenger RNA, 2260 nt
Organism: Westerdykella ornata
Lineage: Eukaryota; Fungi; Ascomycota; Dothideomycetes; Pleosporales; Sporormiaceae
Exons: 3
Coding region: 108-2156 (682 amino acids)
Biological process (GO): regulation of transcription by RNA polymerase II
Cellular component (GO): nucleus
Molecular function (GO): RNA polymerase II cis-regulatory region sequence-specific DNA binding; DNA-binding transcription factor activity, RNA polymerase II-specific
Source: RefSeq, a predicted model, not a curated record